Messenger RNA from Peromyscus leucopus (white-footed mouse), 3826 nucleotides. It is a transcript of the gene Prrt3, whose product is annotated as proline rich transmembrane protein 3. NCBI's taxonomy places the organism in Eukaryota, Metazoa, Chordata, Mammalia, Rodentia, Cricetidae. Bases 606 to 3518 code for a protein of 970 amino acids. The record is from RefSeq and is a predicted model, not a curated record. The transcript has 4 exons.
CACACACACACACACACACACACACUAAAAAAAAAUUAAAGAAAGGAAGAAUUGGAUCCAGGGACAAUUACUUGGAAACUGUGCCAGAAUAUACUGUGAAAUUAUAGGGGGAAAGGCAAGUUAUAAGAGCAAUUAGUAAAGUGUAGACUCAUUUUUAUUUAAUAUGCCCUGGGAAAGGCCUGGAAGAUACGCCAGGCUGUAGGCAGGAUCUACCUAUGCCUGUAGGAAUCCAGAGGAAAUGAGUUCCUUGUCCAGGAGGUUAUGCAAAUAAAGCUGGCUCUAGCAGGGAGGGACGCUGCAGGGUUUCCCACGGGGUUCUGACAGCGGCUGGCUGCGCAGUGUGAGAGAGGGGCGGCGAGGAACAGUGGGCAGAGUCCAUCCCCAAAGGAAAGGGUUAACGAUCCCGCGCUCCUGUGGGCGGGCUCGGCGAGGAGAUCGGCAGCGCUGGGCUCUGCUGGCCGAGCCUGAGCAUCUCCGAGGAUGCGGCGGCGGGAGAGGCUGCAGGGACGCGCGCAAGGUGAACGCGGGGCUGCGGGUGCAGCGCGCAGGCUUAUCCAGUGAGGUCUAGACGUCACAGGCUCUACACUCAGGCACCGAAUUGAACCAUGGCCCCUAGCUCACGAGGCUCUGUAUGCCGUCUCCUCCUGCUGUUGCCCUGCCUGGGGGCUGGCCCUGCCUUGGGCAGAGGCCUUCCCAGACCACUUGAGGACUCAGAACCCCACUUGAUCCCCUCAGAGCCGCAGACCUUUGACCUCUUCUGGGAGAAGCUGAGAAAUGAGAGUUCCUGGCACAGUGGCAUCCCCCAGGCCCCUGCUGAUGGCCCCAAGAGGCCUGCAGACUCUCCCCCAGGACCAGCCCUGCGUGGACCCAAAGCAGUGCCCGGGGUCCAGGGUGAAAGACUCCUAGUAACUGAUGACCUCCAGCUGGCCCGAGGGCUUACCUCCCAAGGCUGGACAGGACCUCACGACUCACAGGAGCUUCCAGAGCCAGAAGCACCAGCCCCCCACCCAGUGGGAACACCCCAUCUCACGUUCACCGCUACAACUCCCAGCCCUCAACUCAGGAUAGCCACACUUGCCACUGCCCCACAGGAGCCUAGGGGCCCAACAGGACAACAGCCAGCUAGGAAUGAGGGUCCAGUGGCCAACGCCAAGACCCCCAUCACACAGGCUUCCCCCUGGGACUACCAGGGCUCUCUCCCCACGCUGGUACCGGAAACAGGUGCUGUGAGGAGGCUUGUGCUGGGAAAGCAGGGUGGGCAGGAAGAGGGCUUCCAGGAGGCUGUCCAGGGCCCCCUACUCACCCAGCAGGAUCCAGCAGCCCCUGAGGUUGGCUCAGCAUCCCCAGCUGAGGUGGCAUCCACUCAGGAGCCUGGAGUCCAGCUAGACCUGGCAUUGGCCAGAAGCCUUCCUCUUCCUGAGGGUCUGCCCGCUGAGCCCCCCAAAAAGGCUGGAGCUGGAGAUACCUGGGAAGUCAGCUCUUUGGGACCCCAACCUGAGCAGACUGACCUCCUUGGAGGACAAGACUCCCCAGCACCCCAGCCCAUACCACCUUCAGCCUCAGACACUUCCGAUGGGCAGCUAAGACCAGCAAUAGCCUCGAUGAAUGGAGCAGACCCCAUCUCCCCACAGCGCGUGCGAGGAGCAAUGGAGGCCCCAGGAACCCCCAAGUCCUUCGUCCCUGAUCUGCCAAACUCUGCUCCAGCUGCAAAUGGAACAGAAAGCCCUGUGAGGGCCCUGCAGCCAGAUGAAGCCGAGGAAUGGCCGGGUCGCCCACAAAGCCACCCUCCAGCACCCCCUGUCCAGGCCCCCUCGACAUCUCGGCGUGGCCUUAUUAGAGUCACUACACAGAGAGCCCUGGGCCAGCCACUCGCUCCGGAGCCCUCAGCCAGCUCCAUGGCUCCAGACCCAGCUUCUAGCCCCCCAGCCAAUGCCACCGCACCUCCCCUGCGUUGGGGACCCCUGCGGCGGGUGCUGAGUUUUUCCUGGGAGCUUCAUGUCUAUGGGGUGGGGGUGCUUUUCCUGCUUCCAGCAUUAUUGGCAUUGGUCACACUGGCAGCUGCCCUGGCGGGACCCCGAUUGGCGCUAGUGGCAGCCGUGCUGGUGUUGGUAGCUUCAGGGCUGCGAUCUGCCUACAUGCUCACCGAUCCUUAUGGCUCUCAGGCGCGGCUGGGAGUACGUGCCGGCCUGGUGCUGUACAACCUGCCCUUCCCCUUGCUGCUCACUGCACUGGCGGCACUCACCCUUCUGGGCCUGGGUGCCGGGCUGCCACAGCCUCUGCAGAAGCCACUCCUGCUGGGUGUUGUGGCACCAGUGCAUGCCGCAGGUUUGCUGGCCACAGACCUGUUCUCCACCAGGCCUGUGCUCAACCUCCUGACACAAGGCUUGUCUUGCGCCUGGGGCGCAUCUGUGGCUCUGGGCACACUCUGCCUCUGCCGUCGCCGCCUGCUGGAAGGUCCUCGGGGCUGGGAUGCCAGUCCAGGCCCGCGGCUGCUGGCGGUGGCGGGCUCGCUGGGGCUGCUGGCCAGUGGUCUGCAGUUGGCAGCCUCGCUCUGGCUGUACCCAGGACCGGGCCGGGAGGGUCGCUUCUCCUGGGCCUGGUGGGGUGUGCACUUCUGGUUGCGCCUGCUGGAGCUGACCUGGGCACUGGCUCUGGCGCUGGCCGCCCUGGCUGCCACCCGUCCCAGGCCGCCCACAGAGCACGCUUGCUGGGCUAAGCUGCUACGCCUGGCGUGUCCCGCGCCCACGGGCAAAAGCGAGGUACCCGAGAGACCAAAUAACUGCUAUGCGGGGCCCAGUGGCCUGGCCACAGGCGGCCUGGACAUCAGCAAAAGCCUCAUUCGCAACGCUGCGGAAGCUGGGUUUCCUGCCACGCCUGGUUCCGGACCCUGGGGUUCGGCUGCAUCGCUGGGUCGCGGUCGCCCAGGUGGCCCGGGGAUGUCCCGCUGCAGUGUGGGGCCUGCGCCGUCGCUGAGCGAGUUGGAUCUGCGGCCACCCUCGCCCAUCAAUUUGAGCCGCAGCAUCGACGCCGCCCUCUUCCGGGAGCAUCUGGUUAGAGACAGUGUGUUCCACCGCUGUGGCCUCCGUGGCCUGGCCUCGUCGCCGCCAGGGGGCGCCUUGCGGCCUCGCCGCGGCAGCCAGCCGGACGCUGAGCUCGACGGCGCGGGCGCCUCGCUGCUCCGAGGCCGCUGCCGCUCGCUCAGUGAGGUGUGCUUGCGCAAGCCGCUCCCGCAGCACGUGGUGGACCCGCCCGUGAGCGCGGCGGCCGCGGGGACUUCGGGCAGCUCCCUGGACAGCUUCUCCAAGGGCUCGCUGAAGAUCAGCUGGAACCCGUGGCGUCACAGGGUGUCGUCCGUGGACAGCCUGCCCCUGGAUGAGCUGCCCAGCACCGUGCAACUGCUGCCAGCGCCUACUCCAGCGCCUGCGCCUACCCGGGCCGGGGAGCCUCAGAGCGAGAGCCAGACCCGCAGCAAGGCCAGCGAAUCUCACAGCGCAUCCAGUGACACUAUAGAGCUCUGAGCGGCUGCCAGGGAGGACCUGGACGCUCCCCUCAAGGUCCACACGAAGUUGCCAAGCCAAAACAGUUGAGCAUUUGAAAAAUUGGCCUUCUGAGGCCUGCACUUGACUGCAGCUCCCGGGGACAGACGGGCUUGAAUUCACCAGACUCGUUUUUUUGUUUUGUUUUGAAUAUUUCUAUCCUUUUUUUCAGCAGAUAUUUUGCACAGAGGCUGUGAGUUACACGGAAUACAGGGUGGACGUGCAUGGUUUGAUCAUGGGGAGUAGGGACCAGGUACUCCCGAUUCCCCAAAAUGGAGAGAUGCACCUCA